AUGACCUGGAUAUGUGCACCCCUGGAGACAACUUCGGAGCAGACCCUUCUGUGCUCUCCCACCGGGACCUAUCGGUGCCAACGUGGCCCAUUUUUGGCCAGAUGGACUGUGGCCGGCGAGCCUAUUAUUCAACAGACGAAGCGCAAGUGUAAUGAAUAUAUAUUGAGAAAGGCCUCAGUCUUCGUCCUCCGAGUAUCAGUCUUUCAGAACGAACCAUUUGCCCAAUUAGACGCAUCAAUUCAACUCGGAGAUGCCAACCCCCCAGAUGCCUAUGCGAGGGUGUCGGCUUCUUCCCAUGCUGCAUUUUCAGAUUGUCAUGUUUAUUCACAUGAGUAG
Molecule: messenger RNA, 336 nt
Organism: Fusarium graminearum PH-1
Lineage: Eukaryota; Fungi; Ascomycota; Sordariomycetes; Hypocreales; Nectriaceae
Exons: 1
Coding region: 1-336 (111 amino acids)
Source: RefSeq, a predicted model, not a curated record